This is a messenger RNA of Aspergillus niger, 750 nucleotides long. RefSeq lists its product as uncharacterized. The coding region runs from base 1 to 750 and encodes 249 amino acids. The record is from RefSeq and is a predicted model, not a curated record. Gene Ontology annotation, cellular component: nucleus; cytosol. NCBI's taxonomy places the organism in Eukaryota, Fungi, Ascomycota, Eurotiomycetes, Eurotiales, Aspergillaceae. The transcript has 3 exons.
AUGCCCCCGCUUCGUAUCGCCAUCCUUGAAUGCGACACCCCAGUCGAAAAAGUAAACAACAAAUAUGGAGGCUAUCGCGGCGUAUUCUCACUCCUGCUGCGUGAAAGUGCUGCAGCACUAGGACAACCCGAUAAGCUAGACCCAGAAACCGGCCUCGAGUUUAGCGGCUGGGACGUGGUAACUGCGCAAGAGUACCCCAACCUGGAGGAUGUAGACGCAAUUGUUUUGUCCGGGUCAAAACACGAUUCCUUUGAGGACCACCCUUGGAUCCUCAAGCUGGUUGAAUUCACCAAAAAAGCUUUCGAAGACAAGCGCGUUAAGAUUUUCGCUAUUUGCUUCGGCCAUCAGAUCCUGGCACGUGCGCUUGGCGCCAGAGUUGGUCGCAACACUGCAGGAUGGGAACUUGCAGUGUGUGAGGUGGACUUGACUGAGACGGGGAAGGAGUUGUUCGGGAGGGAUAAGCUUCGCAUUCAUCAAAUGCACCAGGAUAUUGCGUACGGGUACCCAUCCGAGGUCAUCUCCCUGGGCGCUUCCCCGAGGUGUGCAGUACAGGGCAUGUAUGUCCCUGGGAAGUUGAUCUCUGUCCAGGGCCAUCCGGAAUUCAGAGAAGACAUCAUGACCGAGAUCCUUACUUUGCGGACUGCGGCUGGUAUCUUCUCGAAAGAACAAUCAGAAGAUGCCUUUAAUCGCGCAGGCAUCCCACACGACGGCAUUGCGAUUACCAUGGCCUUCUUGAAGCUUCUGAUUUGA